GAAAUGGUAAUACAAGUUGAUUCAGAAGGAUCGUCGAAGUCCGCGGGACAAACACAGAAUAUGGAAUCUAAAAAGUAUAUUGUUGUUAAAAACCACGUGAGGGAAAUCCAACAUAAAGACAUUGAAAGUUCUAGUGAUGAACAUAAUUCUACAAAUGUUGAAAACUUUAAGAAGCCGAUUAAAAAACACAAGCAUAAAAAGCAACAAUCAUCGUCUUCUGAUGACAAUAAUUUAAGCAUAACUGAAAUCUCUAAAAGUGACCUAAAAGAGUUAAAAACAGUUUACAAAAAAUGCAAAGCCGUUCUGAUGAAUAUUGAGUCAAAAUACGGCCAUUUGUUAAGUUUAGAUGACAAUGAAAUAACUAAUAAAGGUAAAAGAAAACAUGAUAGAGAUGAAGAUGAUCAAUGUACUUGUACAUUAAAUAGGAAGAUAGUUUUUGAUGAUAAUGGUCAAGAGGUGUAUGAUGAAGGGCAUCACUUACAAAAUCACAUUUGUGCAAAGAAAUUAAAAAAUCACACUCGACCAUUUCCUGAAACAUAUCCUAAUGUACAAAUAGAAAAUGAAAUCUCGUAUGAUAAUUUACCAGAAACUAUACAAGAACUAACAGAUUUACUAAAGAAUCCUUCAAUUGAGUUUAAUCUUAGACAAAGUAUCAUUGGAAAAAUUAGAGAUAUAAGACAAGAUUAUUUAAAUAUGAUAAGAUUUGAAAGAAGUACACUUAUAGAAAAAUUGAAGACAAAUCCGGAAGAUAUUAUUGAUUUUAAAGGCACUAAUAUUUCAUCUUUAGCAGGAUAUCCAACUAAAUAAAACGAACAACAUGCUAAUCUGUCACUAUCAAUAAUCUCUUUCAGAUUUUUGUUUGUAUAGAAUUUGAUUGUUUUCAAAUUAAUUGUUUUAUAUUAAAAUGUACCAAGCCAUGUGACAUUGAAAAAUUCAAUUAUAACUU
Nymphalis io (European peacock) is the source of this 946-nucleotide messenger RNA. RefSeq lists its product as uncharacterized. The record is from RefSeq and is a predicted model, not a curated record. The transcript has a single exon. NCBI's taxonomy places the organism in Eukaryota, Metazoa, Arthropoda, Insecta, Lepidoptera, Nymphalidae. The coding region runs from base 4 to 807 and encodes 267 amino acids.